AUGCUGAAUCGGGCUGUGUCCAGCAUCGCACCAUCUUCACAUGCAUUCACUACAGUUCCAGUGCGGAGUAGCUGCUUGAGCCGACCACUGCGAACGUUAAGAACUCCUUCUCUGCGCGGCUAUUUUUCUUCCUACAAAUCCUCGUCACGGCCUGUCCUCGUUCCCUCAAUAACCCCUCGAGCUUCUGCUUCCACCUACAAAGCGUUUAGCACUACCACAAUCAUGGCCAAGUCUACUAGAACAGAGACCGACGCCUUUGGUCCCAUCGAGGUCGAGUCCGACAAGUACUGGGGGGCACAAACGCAAAGAUCACUGGGGAACUUCAAUAUCAAUCAGCCACAAGACCGUAUGCCGGAAGGUGUCGUGCGAGCUUUCGGUAUCCUCAAAGGUGCUGCCGCCACCGUCAACAUGAAAUAUGGCCUCGAUCCCAAAGUUGGUGAAGCUAUCCAGCAAGCUGCUUCCGAGGUUGCCAGCUUGAAAUUGAUCGAUCACUUCCCUCUCGUCGUCUGGCAGACUGGUUCUGGCACCCAGUCCAACAUGAACGCCAACGAGGUCAUCUCCAACUGUGCCAUCGAGAUCCUUGGAGGCCAGUUAGGUAGCAAGAAGCCUGUCCACCCCAAUGACCAUGUCAAUAUGUCCGCCAGUUCCAACGACUCCUUCCCAACGGUCAUGCAUAUUGCCGCCGUCCUAGAUUUCGAGGAGAAGUUAAUCCCGGCCCUUACCAACCUCCGGGAUGCCCUACAGAAGAAGAAGGAAUCCUUUGACCAUAUUAUCAAGAUUGGUAGAACUCACUUGCAGGAUGCUACUCCCUUGACCCUGGGGCAGGAAUUCAGUGGUUACGUUGCCCAGUUGGACCGAAAUCUUGAAAGAGUCCAGUUUGUUCUACCACACCUCAGGCAAUUAGCCCAGGGUGGAACUGCCGUUGGUACUGGCCUCAACACCUUUAAGGGAUUUGCCGAAGGUAUUGCUGAAGAAGUCACCAAGCUGACGGGUACUAAAUUCGUGACUGCUCCAAAUAAAUUCGAGGUCCUGGCUGCUCAUGACAGCAUCGUCGAGGCCUCAGGAACUCUUAACACGCUCGCAUGCAGUCUUUUCAAGAUUGCUCAAGAUAUUCGAUAUUUGGGCUCCGGUCCUCGCUGUGGCCUGGGAGAGCUCAUUCUGCCUGAAAACGAGCCGGGUAGCAGUAUCAUGCCUGGCAAAGUCAAUCCUACUCAGUGUGAAGCCCUGACUAUGGUUGCUGCACAAGUUAUUGGCAACCACACUGCUGCUACCGUUGGAGGUCUCAGUGGACAAUUUGAGUUGAACGUUUUCAAACCUUUGUUGAUCCGAAACCUGCUGCACAGCAUCCGAAUUUUGUCUGAUUCAAUGAAUGGAUUCGUGGAUCAUUUGGUCGUCGGAUUACAGGCUGAUGAGAAGAGAAUCAGCACUCUUCUUCACGAAAGUCUUAUGCUUGUCACCUGUCUCAACCCGGUCAUUGGCUAUGACAUGGCCUCGAAAGUUGCUAAGAAUGCCCACAAGAAAGGCCUGACCCUGAAGCAAUCCGCUAUGGAAUUGAAGGCACUUUCUGAAGAAGACUUUGACAAAUAUGUCCGACCUGAGCUCAUGCUGGAGCCUACAGAAAAGAAGUAG
Messenger RNA from Exophiala aquamarina CBS 119918, 1629 nucleotides. Its product is annotated as fumarate hydratase, class II. Gene Ontology annotation, cellular component: tricarboxylic acid cycle heteromeric enzyme complex; mitochondrion. Gene Ontology annotation, molecular function: fumarate hydratase activity. The record is from RefSeq and is a predicted model, not a curated record. Lineage: Eukaryota; Fungi; Ascomycota; Eurotiomycetes; Chaetothyriales; Herpotrichiellaceae. Gene Ontology annotation, biological process: tricarboxylic acid cycle; fumarate metabolic process; malate metabolic process. The coding region runs from base 1 to 1629 and encodes 542 amino acids. The transcript is spliced from 3 exons.